CCCAAUGGCGGUGGCAGCUCCUUCUCCAUCGCGGCCGGUCUCGCCGCUCGCCAUUCAAUCACUGGCCAACUCAUUCUGGCCGUUGCUCGGUCGGAUCUGUUGCAAGUGCAUGACCUUUGCCAGAAAUGGGCCGGCCAGGUGCCUACACUAGUUCUUGUUUUUAACAACUGCCAACGUAUGCGAGCACUUCAACCGGCCUUUCCUGGAGUCAGUAUCAGUAGUGUGGCAGGCGAUGUGUUGCUUCAGGGACUUAACGCAGCCGCUACAUCCUCGCACCCGGCCGUGGACUCGGAGUACACGCGUCUCGGUCUGCUCAAUUAUAGUGUGGAUCUCAAGGGCCUUCGGCCACCCAUAACAAUGUGUACAUUUUGGCGCUGUGAACCGGCGUCUACAGACUUCCGUCUUGACUACUGCAUCCAGUGGCCCCGGGACCAUUCCAAUGUGGACUAUCUGGGCGCUCGCUGCCAAGAUCUUCGAGUCACCCUGCUUGUUGACGGUGGUGUCACGCACAUGGAGAGUCACCCUGCAGGCAACUUAGACCGGGAGAAGUCUCGUGCCAGCUGGAAUGUGCCCAUCAAUGGUACUGCCGCGCCAGCGUCCACCGCCACCUCCCCGGUCUCCCCUCACAGUCCCCUCAACUGCGGCCUGAUACGGGCCAAAUUCACCCUCUCUGCAGGCCCCGGAAAACCUCAACCCGUGGCCCUGCAGUUCUGUCGGGACGGUGGUGCUCUGCCCAGCGGAACUACAAUCACUCUGCGCUCGGAGGGCUAUCGCCUCACCAUGUGC
Dibothriocephalus latus is the source of this 786-nucleotide messenger RNA. Lineage: Eukaryota; Metazoa; Platyhelminthes; Cestoda; Diphyllobothriidea; Diphyllobothriidae. The record is from the annotation of a GenBank genome assembly.